AGAACGUUUCAGUAUCAACAGCUGUAUGAACCCUUAUGUAUAUCGAAUUGAAUGAAAAUUGUGAUCAGAAUUCGGAACGUCUAUUUGUCUUGGUAUUAAGUUUAAGAACAAAAUAUAGCUUAUUUGUUGCCAACCUACCCUAAUUUUGACUUAGAGAUUAGUGUAAAAACAAUUUAUAUUUUGGCUUUAACAUUCAACAUGGGGCUCACGACGGGUGUGACCGGUCAACAGGGGAUGCCUACUCCUCCCAGGCACCUGAUCCCACCUCUGGUGUGUCCAGGGGUCCGUGUUUGCCCAACUAUCUAUUUUGUAUUGCUUGUAGUAGUUAUGAGAUUGAUCACUGUUCGUUAUCUUCACCUUCCAUUCAAGAAAUGUACUUGUCAAAAACAGGUCAAUUGAAAUUAGUCUGUGAAUUAUGCAGAUCACUUGAAUGUAUUUCAUUUAAAGUAUAUUUUGAGUAUGUUGAUAUUUAUAUGUGUUCUUAAUAAUCAUAAAUUGUGUUCCUAAAUACCCAGACCCUCAACAUCAUGGACACACUAGGUCUCAGCACUCAGCUAAAAGUACGACAAUGUUCUCAAUGCCAGGGGGACACUGAGUUUUACUGUAACACAUGUAAAUGUGAUCUGUGUUUAUAGUGUAAAGAGAAACAUGUCAUUGAUCUACAUACCAAACACCAUGGUGUUGCGAUUUACCGUGAGAAGUUCAAAUGUGUCCCUUUACGAGCGACAUGUGUCAGACAUCCAGACAGAAAAUACAGAAUGUUCUGUUAUCAAUGUAAUUAUUCCGUGUGUAAGAGCUGUACAGACCAUAGAACACACGCAUUGGUGGAUCUUACAACAAUCUAUCAAACAAAACGAAAACAACACAGAGAAAUCAUUGACAACAUCAGAAGUGAGACUCUCUAUAACUGUCGUGUUCUCCUGGCAGGAAUCCAAACUAAUAUUCAAACUUGUUCCCCACAAAUCUGUCACCAUCAUUCACAGAUGUUCACAAAAGCCGAGGGACUGAAGGAUCUGAUUGACACUGCAGUGUGUGAUGUUAAAAAAAGAUACCGAGGUUUAUUGAUUGAUAGAAUACAACAGCAAAAGAGAAACAUGAACAGACACCUCACUCACAUCCAGAACUAUGAAGACAGAUAUGAACAAUCAGCAAACAGAGCGGUACAAUUCCUCUUGUUUAUAAAGACCAGUCGUGUUCCCCAGAUAAAGGACACCCCUAAUCUGCCACAACAUAUGGUGCUGUCCGUAAGUGAGGGAUUCAACUUGGAGGAUGUGAGUCAGUUCUUGAGGCAAAUCCCACAAAUGCAUAUGACAACAAGAAAACGACAAGUAGGAAUAGACGAGUGUGUGAAACUGAUGUCCACACCUGUAUUACACACGUCUGUCUGUGUGACAGGUGUUAGUCGUGUGUUACACAUAUCUCGUGUGAUGCCAGAUGGUGUCUGGGUGCGCGAUUUUAGCAAACUCAUAUUGACAGAUACAACAGGAGACACUAUACACCGUGUGACAAAUAUAGGAACAUGGUAUGGAUGACUAUACACAAUCAACAGCUCUAGUGAACUGAUUUAUAUAGACAGUGAUUAUAAUAUGAAGAAACUGUCUGUAGGCAGUGGAAAUGAAGAAUGCACUACACUGUUAAGGAGACCAUUAUCAUGGAGACCACAGUGUGUGUACUGUUCCCCAUCCACUGGGGAAUUGAUUGUCGGAAUGUUAAACAAUUAUACAGGCAAGGUAAUCCGAUACAGUAGUAGUGGUCAACACAUCCUCACAAUUCAACACGGCAACACAGGUCACACGCUAUAUAAUGUCCCUCACUACAUCACAGAGAAUACGAACGGUGAUAUUAUAGUGUCUGACUGGAUUCAUUAUGACCGUGGUGCUGUAGUGGUGACAGAAAGCAGGGGGCGACAUCGAUUCUCAUACACAGGACCUCCAUCAGGAUCAUCACUAGCACCACAUGGAGUCUGCACAGACGCGCUGUCACACAUCCUGGUGUGUGAUGAUCACACCGACACAGUACAAAUGAUUGACAAGGACGGUCACUUCCUGUCUCUGUUACUGACACGACAGCAUGGGAUAAACAAGCCAUGGGGCCUGAACUAUGAUGAUAAAACUCACCUUCUCUGGGUUGGAUUACGAAACACUAACAUAGUGUCUGUAUAUAGAUAUAUACAAAGGAAGUACUCUCUGACUGAUGAUCCAGACAGAGAUGGACGGAUCACGGAAGUGUCAAGUUAUGAAGAGGUUCAGAAAUCUGGAAGAGAGCUGGAAAUCUGUGAAGAGUCUGAGUGUGAAGAAAACAGUGAGGGUAGCCGCGAGGAAUCUGAUCCUGAUGAAGAGGACACUGCUGAAUCAGGGACCAGGGAAGAUGAUAUUGAAGAGGAAAAAGGAUAACAGCGAUAGUAAAGAAUUAGAGGAAACCAGCGAGAAUGAAGAUGAAUAAGAUGUGUAUGGGUCACCAAAACUGUGUCAAGAUAUGAUUUUCCACUCUUCACCUGAGACAUGUAUGUCAACUGGCCACCACAAAAAGAUAAUUACUUAAUCUUCCACUCUCCACCUGUGUUCCCAAACAUAAUUCAUGAAGAGCCUUAAAAGAAAGCAAUAUAUCACAAGCUGAAAAGACAAAAUCUUGGGACUUUAGCAUUGGAAUACAGUACGGGCAAGCAUCAGCUUUCGGUUUGGAAUUUAAUUCUAAGUUGAGUGAAUCCUUUUGAUGACACCGAAGAGAUUCCACAAACUUAAUUGUCUUUGGUCCUGUUGAUGAGAACAAGGAAAACAUUGACCCCAGUGUGCAAUACAAGUGUUGUGAAAACAGUUUUAUGUUUGUAUAAGAAUUUGUAUAGACCUUUAGUUUAAUGUUUGUAUCAGAAAUUUUGUAUAUUACAACAUUUAUUUUGAUGAUUGUAUCAGAAAUUUUGCAUAUCAGCACAUUUAGUUUGAUGAUUGUAUCAGAAAUUUUGUAUAUUACUGCAUUUAGUUUGAUGCCUAUCAUAAAUUUUGUACAUUAAUACAUUUAGUUUGGUAUUUGUAUCAGAAGUUUUAUAUAUCACUACAAUCAGUUUGAUGAUUGUAACAGAAAUUUUGUAUUUUACUACAAUUUGUUUGAUGAUUGGAUCAGAAAUUUUGUAUAUUACAAUAUUUAGUUCGAUAUUUGCAUUAGAAGUUUUGACAAACUUAGAUCUCCGGUUUCUUGUAUAGUUGUCAUUAACAUUGCAUUGUUUAAAGAAUGUUAUAUCAGAAUAUAAUACUGUCAAGU
Messenger RNA from Ostrea edulis (European flat oyster), 3255 nucleotides. RefSeq lists its product as uncharacterized. The transcript has 3 exons. The coding region runs from base 1587 to 2393 and encodes 268 amino acids. The record is from RefSeq and is a predicted model, not a curated record. Gene Ontology annotation, biological process: protein polyubiquitination; negative regulation of translation; proteasome-mediated ubiquitin-dependent protein catabolic process. NCBI's taxonomy places the organism in Eukaryota, Metazoa, Mollusca, Bivalvia, Ostreida, Ostreidae. Gene Ontology annotation, molecular function: ubiquitin protein ligase activity; translation repressor activity.